Vigna radiata var. radiata (mung bean) is the source of this 1155-nucleotide messenger RNA. Its product is annotated as F-box/FBD/LRR-repeat protein At5g53840-like. Lineage: Eukaryota; Viridiplantae; Streptophyta; Magnoliopsida; Fabales; Fabaceae. The transcript has 3 exons. Bases 1 to 1155 code for a protein of 384 amino acids. Gene Ontology annotation, molecular function: protein binding. The record is from RefSeq and is a predicted model, not a curated record.
AUGGUAGAGUUGAAGACACAAACCAACGAGGGACAGAAAACUGGAAGAGAGAGAGAAGAAGAGAGGGACUUGCUCAGUGAGUUGCCUGACAAUGUUCUUCUUCACAUUAUCCAUUUCAUGAACACAGAUGCCGCAGUUCGAACCUCUUUCUUAUCGAAAAGAUGGAACAAUCUUUGGAAAUGUCUCACCACUCUCUCUUUCAGACGCCGCCAUUUCAAAAAGCUAGUCAACUACAACCAGUUUGUCUACCACGUUGUCUCCCAUAGAGACACUACCAUUCGUUUGCAUAGUCUUGAUUUAAACGCAUGCAUCUCAGCAAAAGAGCUUCUCAACCUUUUCAUUCCUGUUCUGCAUUCUGUCCCAAAUUUGAGAAUCUCUGUCGGUCACCUAUCUACAAAAUUUGCUUAUUAUUCCAUACCUAUCGUCUUUUCUUCACCCUCUCUCACAUCUCUCACUCUCGUUGUUUCAAACCGUAUUAUCUUGAAACUUCCUCAAUCUCUAGAACUACCUACGCUUAAAACCUUGAGUCUCACUAAUGUCUUCUUCACCGCAAGGGACAGUGAUGAGUGUGCUGAACCCUUUUCAUCCUGUUUUUUGUUGAACAGUUUGGACCUUCUGGGGUGUUCUUUGAGCAACCCUGCCAAAGUCCUCAGCAUAUCAAAUCCCAACCUUUCUCGUUUCACCAUGAAAAGGUCCUUCCAAGUGAAGUACAAGAUUGUGCUUUCUACUCCGAAUCUCACCCAUCUAGCUAUCAGAAGUAGGCUAACCUUUCACGAGGUCUCCUCCACUUGUGAUCUUGCACUUCUUGAAGAAGCCAACAUUGAGAUCACUAUGGGUGCUUCUCAUGCAAUCGUUCUAAAAUUUCUGAAAAUGUUAUCCUAUGCAAAGAUAUUGAUACUCUCUGAGUUUUUCCUUGCAGCAAUUCUAAAGGGUGUGCUAGAAGAUGAUUUGUUUCAACCCCCGCACUUUGAUAGACUACAGACAUUGAAGGUUGAAAACUUGCAAGAAACAGAAGUUUUGAUGAAGUUUGAUUUUGGAUAUAAUGCAAAAAACAAUUGCACUGAAAAAAUCAAUGCACGUUACCGAUGGCCUAAAGUCGUCGCUAAUGCCAUCCAGUUUCGCCUUGCAUUACCGAGGGAUUUUGCCCUUCGAUAA